GGGCAGGGCAUAAAUCUGCCAUUAUUUAGAUAUCACAUUCCCCCAAGGAAAACUAUGGGGGUUGGACACAUCCGUCGUUAGUAUUGAGCGAUAAAUUGCAUGUAGGAACCGAUUUAUCUUUAUGGGAUUCAAAGUGCGAAUCACUGCUGAUAAUAUCCCUGGAGCUCCAACCUCAGGGGCCCAAGGCAGACAUAUUCAGUCUUCCGACGACUGGACAAAGACAUUGUUAGACCAUACCAAGCUCUCGCCAAGGACGCAACGACAUGAAGCUACCCAGCGGGAAGGACUCCAGCAAAUCCAAACCUCAGUCUGAUGUCAGUCUCAUCCGGUUGUUGUCACAGGAAAAGCAGCUAAAAUCAAGGCUGCCCUGGUACUAUGCACCCUCGUUCCUGCUCCUUUGGGUGGCGCUCUUCUAUGCUGUGGUGAUCCCGCUUUACCAUCGGCUGCCAGACGCCAUUAGCAUAGAGCAGGAGUCCCUUAAGCCCGGCGAGUUUGUGUCAGAGAGAGCGCAGAGAUGGCUCUACAAAUACGAUCGCAUUGGACCCAAAGUCGUCGGCAGUGUGGCGAAUGAGGUGACAACGGUUGGCUUUCUCGUAGAUGCAGUGGAAGAUAUUCGAACGGAAAUGCGCGCCAAUCUGUACGAUCUGGAGAUUGAUGUUCAGGCCCCAUCAGGCGCCUACAUGCACUGGCAAAUGGUGAAUAUGUACCAGGGAGUCCAGAACGUGGUGGUCAAGCUGACCACAAAGAGCUCCAACAGCACAGCGUACCUUCUCGUGAACAGUCACUUCGACUCGAAGCCAAGCAGUCCGGGUUCCGGCGACGAUGGCACCAUGGUGGUGGUCAUGCUGGAGGUGCUGCGCCAAAUGGCCAUAUCGGAGACGCCCUUCGAACAUCCCAUUGUAUUCCUGUUCAACGGCGCCGAGGAGAAUCCCCUGGAAGCCUCUCAUGGCUUCAUCACCGAACACAAGUGGGCGUCCAACUGCAAGGCCCUGGUCAACUUGGAAGUAGCUGGCAGCGGGGGACGUGAUCUGCUUUUCCAGAGCGGACCAAAUAACCCAUGGCUAAUGAAGUACUACAACCAAAAUGCCAAGCAUCCGUUUGCCACUACCAUGGCCGAGGAGAUCUUUCAGUCGGGCAUGCUUCCCUCGGACACAGACUUUCGAAUCUUUCGGGACUAUGGCCAGGUGCCGGGUCUGGAUAUUGCUCAAAUCAGCAAUGGUUAUGUAUACCACACGGAAUUUGACAACUUUAAGGCGGUGCCCGGUGAUUCCCUUCAAAAUUCUGGCGACAAUGCACUCGCCCUAGUGCGCGCCUUUGCCAACGCCAGCGAAAUGCAUAACCCAGAGGAACACAGCGAAGGGCAUUCCGUGUUCUUCGACUUUCUGGGCCUCUUCUUUAUAUAUUACACGGAGACCACUGGCAAAAUCCUGAACUGCGUCAUUGCCGUGAUCAGCCUGGUGCUGGUGGCAGUUUCCCUGUGGAGAAUGGCCCGCGUGUCUGAGGCGACAAUGUGUCGAAUUGUGAUUUGGUUUGCCAUCAUUCUGGGGCUCCAUGUGGUGGGAUUCUUUCUCAGCCUUGGCUUGCCCCUCCUAAUGGGCGUGCUGUUCGAUGCCGGGGAUCAGUCGUUGACGUACUUCAGCAACAACUGGCUGGUGAUUGGCCUGUACAUCUGUCCGGCUAUAAUUGGCCAGGUGCUCCCCUUGUCCCUCUACUACACACUGAAACCAAACGAUAAAAUAAGCCACCCGAACCACCUGCACAUGAGUCUGCAUGCCCACUGUGUACUCCUCGCCCUGAUCGCCAUCAUUCUCACGGCCAUCAGUCUGAGGACGCCCUACUUGUGCAUGCUCUCGCUGCUCUUCUAUGCCGCUGCGCUCUUGAUCAAUCUGCUGAGCACCCUGCACGACCGUGGCUACUACUGGGUGCUGAUUGUGCAGGUGCUGCAGCUGCUGCCGUUCUUUUACUUCUGCCACCUGUUCUACAUGUUCCUCGUUGUCUUCUUUCCCAUGCUGGGGCGCUUCGGGAACUCCACUAAUCCCGAUCUCCUUGUAGCGGCGCUCUGUGCCAUGGGCACAUUCUUUGCCAUGGGCUUUGUGGCGCCUCUGAUAAACAUGUUCCGCUGGCCGAAGCUCAUACUGCUCGGCCUGGGCGUCGUCACGUUUAUAUUCAGCAUGAUUGCUGUCUCGGAAGUGGGUUUUCCCUACCGCGCCAAGACCAGCGUUAUGCGGCUGCACUUUUUGCACGUUCGUCGCAUCUUCUACGAAUACGAUGGCUCCGUGAGCCUCAACGACUCCGGCUACUACUUUGACUUCCAGGAUCGUCGUCUCUAUUAUCCGCUGGAGGACUCCUCGCUUAAUCUCACAGGUUUGGUCAGCACGGAGUCUGACUGCAGCAAGUAUCUGAUGUGCGGCGUGCCGUGCUUCAAUCAUCGCUGGUGCACGACCCGCUCCAGCAGUCAUUGGCUGCCCCGCGAGGAGCCCGUUGCCAUACCAGGUGCCACAUCGCUGCAGCUCUUGAGCAAAACCGUUCUAGACUCGGGCACCACCGUUCGAUACUCAUUCGAGCUGUCCGGUCCGCCACAUAUGAGCCUGUACAUACAGCCCCUGGAUGGGGUCACAGUGGAGGACUGGUCCUUCAUUCGGAACAUGCUGGACGAACCCCAAAAAUACUCGGCGCCAUAUCAUAUAUUCUUCGCCUAUGGCAAGGACAGCAGCCCGCUGAAGUUCCACAUUGAUUUUGCGAAAUCCUCUGGCGACUUUGAUGUGCCUGUCUUUGAGCUGGGAUUUUCGGCGCACUUUGUCAGCUAUGACUUUGAUCGUGAUGCAGCUGGCCUGAAAUUUAUUUCUGACAUUCCGAAGUUUGCUCAUCCCAUGGAGUGGCCAACGUUAUUCGAACGCUACUUGUUCUAAGUCCCUGAAACUAUUGUGAUUGUCUCUUAUUUCGUUAUAUGCUCUAACUAGUUAGAUAUUAGGCUAAUAGAUUUUAUGUAGUUCAAGAUUUUAGAAAUAUUCCCAAGUAAAGGAAACAAAACUCUAA
Molecule: messenger RNA, 3036 nt
Organism: Drosophila obscura
Lineage: Eukaryota; Metazoa; Arthropoda; Insecta; Diptera; Drosophilidae
Product: endoplasmic reticulum metallopeptidase 1-like
Exons: 11
Coding region: 264-2909 (881 amino acids)
Biological process (GO): proteolysis
Molecular function (GO): metalloexopeptidase activity
Source: RefSeq, a predicted model, not a curated record